Molecule: messenger RNA, 480 nt
Organism: Lathyrus oleraceus (garden pea)
Lineage: Eukaryota; Viridiplantae; Streptophyta; Magnoliopsida; Fabales; Fabaceae
Exons: 1
Coding region: 1-480 (159 amino acids)
Source: RefSeq, a predicted model, not a curated record
AUGAAAGCUGCACAGGAUCGUCAAAAGAGUUAUAGUGAUAAAAGGAGAAGACCUUUGGAAUUUGAGGCAGGAGAUCACGUGUUCAUUAGGGUAACUCCUAGAGCGGGAAUUGCACGAGCAAUCAAAACUAGGAAGUUAACACCAAGGUUUAUCGGGCCUUUUCAAAUUCUACGACGGAUUGGACCUGUAGCAUACCACAUUGCUUUUCCGCCAAACCUGUCUAAUCUUCAUGACGUAUUCCAUGUAUCACAACUAAGGAAGUAUUAUCCCGACCCUUCACAUGUCAUUGAGCCUGAAAAUGUGGAACUUAGAGAUAACCUAGAAUAUGAGGCUUUACCUGUCAAAAUUUUAGAUCAUCGAAUUAAGGAACUUCGUGGAAAGCAGAUACCAUUGGUUAGAGUUGUGUGGGAUGAUGUAACUGGUGAUUCUACCUGGGAAAGAGAAGAGGACAUGCGUCAAAAGUAUCCACAUAUGUUUUAG